Messenger RNA from Rhodamnia argentea, 1367 nucleotides. RefSeq names its product F-box protein SKIP19-like. Gene Ontology annotation, molecular function: protein binding. The record is from RefSeq and is a predicted model, not a curated record. The coding region runs from base 118 to 1026 and encodes 302 amino acids. The transcript is spliced from 3 exons. Lineage: Eukaryota; Viridiplantae; Streptophyta; Magnoliopsida; Myrtales; Myrtaceae.
AAAAACCAAAAUGGCAUGAAAUGAUCCCCCUUUAGUCUAACGAACGGCUCUCUCACCGUCUUCAAGAUCCCCCGAAUCCUCUGGAACAGAUGCCCUAGCCCACAACACUCCACAACAAUGGCGACCGACGAUCCUACGUCGCGCAACUGGCUGGAGCUGCCGAGGGAGAUCGCGACGACGAUCCUCCUGAAGCUCGGCGCCAUAGAGAUCCUCACCACCGCACAGAUGGUGUGCACCUCCUGGCGCUCCAUCUGCAAGGACCCCGCGAUGUGGCAAUCCAUCGACAUGCGCAACACGGGGGACUUCUUGGAGAUGGACCUCGACCUCGAGCUCAUGUGCCGCCACGCCAUCGACCGCAGCCACGGCGGCUGCGUCGACAUCAACAUCGAGUACUUCGGCACCGACGAACUCCUCAAGUACACCACCGACCGGUGCAAUCAUAUUAGACGUCUACGACUUGUAUGGUGCAAUAACAUUUCGGACGAGGGUCUGUCUCAAGCAGCCACAAAACUUCCUUUGCUGGAGGUCCUUGAAUUAUCUUAUUGCUCAUUCUCGAAGGAAUCCCUAGAGACUGUUGGCCAAUGUUGUCCCCUUCUGAAAUCCUUCAAAUUGAAUAGCCGGGGAUAUAAAUGUCCACACAUAGAAUGUGAUGAGGAGGCACAAGCUAUAGCGAAAAACAUGCAUGGAUUACGCCACCUCCAACUCUUUGGGAAUAAGAUUACAAAUGAAGGUCUGAAGGCAGUUCUCGACAGUUGUCCUCAUCUUGAGUAUCUUGACUUGCGCCAGUGCUUCAAUGUUAAUCUGGGGUGCGAUUUGGGAAAAAGAUGCACCGAACAGAUCAAAGAUUUAAGGCGUCCAUAUGACCCCACAGAUGACUAUGAAUUUGACGCUACAAUUAACGAUGAUGACUCCUUUGAUGAUGAUUACCCAUCUGGGUUUUCUGACAUCGCUUUGUCUGAUUAUGACAACUACUAUGAAUUCUCUGACUAUGACGACUUCACUAUAUAUGGGUUUGACUAUGAUUAGUGCUUUGCUGGUUGACGCACUUGCAUGCCGAAGAUUCUUUAUGGUUGCUGCGACUUCGUGCCCUGCUUCGAGGCAGAGAUGGUUGAACGGCCAUCCUGCACGCCUUCUGGUGUAGAUUUUGACCUAAACAUCGCAAGUGGGAUUCUUUCCUAUUUUGUUGAUGAAGAGAAGCGCCUCAUAGAUGGGCGCUCCCUAAGAGUGCAAUCUGUUGUUCCUUUUGUUCUAGUCUCUGCAUUUUCUUUCCAGAACAUGUUUUGUGACCAUGAGCUGUGUUUUCUCCAGUGCCUAGUCUUAUUUGGGUAUCUGUGACAUUGGUGUGCUAACUGCAGAUGGUCAUGCUA